GUUGUUUCGUGUUUGUUGAAUGCAGGCAUACGAACUCAGCUUGGUUAAUUAAGAAAAUCACAUGUCAAGGAAGUAUUGUUCUUGAUAUAUCACUGGUGUUAUCAAUCUGUUAAUAGAUCUCAGAUGAUAAUAAAUGAAAAAUCAAUCGAGUUGAACGAAUAGCGCAGUACAAUACGACACGAAUUUCUUAACUUAUCUAUGGAAAAGUUUUGAUUAGUGUCGUUGUGCUGCGAUUAUUUGAUGCUGUAAAAUAAAGUUAGUAUUAAUUCAUCUUUCAUGUAACAAGCUGGUGUAGCCUAGUUGGGGACGCUAGCUGUUUUUUCAAUACAAACAAGUCAUUUCUACAUAAAAAAAUGAUACUAGAAUCAGCUGGAUCCAAAGAUGAAGAAGAAAAUUAUGAUCCAUUUUUAAAUCGACAAGUAGCUAAACCAAACUCAGACACUGGUACAUUGAUUCACCUGAUAAAAGGAUCUCUUGGAACCGGAAUUUUAGCUAUGCCACUUGCCUUCAAAAAUGGUGGAUUAAUUUUCAGUUUGUUCGGAACGGUCGUGAUUUGCUUUAUCUACGUUCAUUGUGUGCAAUUGUUGGUAGGAACAUCCCAGAAAGCAUGCAAAAGCAACCGUAUUCCUGUUCUAGGAUAUGCAGAAACAGUCGAGGUCGUUUUUGCUGGGGGUCCUCCAGCACUACGACGUUAUGUAAAUUUUGCAAGAAACUACAUCGACGUAAUGAUUCUCAUCCAGAGCUUGUUGACAUUGUGCCUGUUCCAAAUAUUCAUUGCCAGUUCGCUGCGUGACGUCGUCAACAAUCAACAGCAGAUAGCCUGGGGUACGCACGUCUACAUUGCACUGGUGACGCUCCCGAUAGCGUUCAUCACCCAGAUACGGGUACUAAAAUACCUAGUUCCCUUUUCGGCACUGGCAAACGCUCUGAUGAUAAGCGCAUUCGGUAUCACAUUAUACUUUCUCGUACGGGAACAAAUUACUUUGGACGAUAAGAAUUUUUGGCCGGAAUGGAACAAAUUGCCGUUCUUCAUGAGCACUGUCCUGUACGCGAUCCAAGGCAUAAGAUAUGUCUUACCGAUAGAAAAUAACAUGAAACAUCCCGAGCACUUUCUUGGUCAUUGUGGAGUACUUUCUAAAGCCAUUGAAUUUUUGACUAUCCUCUAUGUUGUGACCGGAUUCUUUGGCUAUGCGCGUUAUGGAGAAAACACGAAAGGAUCUGUUACUUUGAAUCUUCCAAGUCAAAAUAGCUUAGCAGAAUCAACCCGUCUUCUGGCAGCCGUCGCCGCCAUGUUUUCGAUGGGUCUAAGCUAUUAUGUUCCGAUGGAUAUUAUCUGGCGUCGAUUAGAGCGAAAAAUUCCCGAUAACCGACGGAACAUGACGCAAAUUAUUCUUCGUUUCACAAUGUUAAUCUUAUUAACGGGCGUGACUAUGGGUGUACCAGAAUUGGAACCAUUUGUCGGAUUGGUUGGAUCGUUCUGUUCCGGAAAUUUGGUAGUUCUGGUUCCGGUAAUCUUGGAUACCCUCUACAGAUGGCCGAAUAGUUUUGGCCGCUAUCGACAGCUUUUGAUGAAAAACGUCCUGCUUGCUUUGUUCGGACUGUUUGUGUUAUUUGCAGGAACCAUUGCUAGUGUGCGGAAUAUUGUCGCAAUAUACGAGUGAACGCAGGGAUAUCGUUCAUCCAUAAUAUAAUAAAAAAUCUCAUCGCUGAUUCAUGUAACUUUUUAUUAAAAAUAUACUAAAGUUUUUUAU
This is a messenger RNA of Malaya genurostris, 1751 nucleotides long. Its product is annotated as proton-coupled amino acid transporter-like protein CG1139. NCBI's taxonomy places the organism in Eukaryota, Metazoa, Arthropoda, Insecta, Diptera, Culicidae. Gene Ontology annotation, cellular component: vacuolar membrane. The transcript is spliced from 7 exons. Gene Ontology annotation, molecular function: amino acid transmembrane transporter activity. Gene Ontology annotation, biological process: amino acid transmembrane transport. The record is from RefSeq and is a predicted model, not a curated record. Bases 354 to 1661 code for a protein of 435 amino acids.